Messenger RNA from Serpula lacrymans var. lacrymans S7.9, 337 nucleotides. RefSeq lists its product as uncharacterized. The transcript is spliced from 2 exons. Bases 29 to 337 code for a protein of 102 amino acids. Lineage: Eukaryota; Fungi; Basidiomycota; Agaricomycetes; Boletales; Serpulaceae. The record is from RefSeq and is a predicted model, not a curated record.
GGGUACAUCUGUAGAUAAAGGAGAGGCAAUGCCGGAACCCCCUCCGGCACAGGACGGUACUACAUUGGACUUGGUGGAUAACAAUGGAUUAACGCCUCUCAAGCUCGCACAUACCAUGAAAGCUUCACCUCCACCUGCGUCGCUAGGGCCUAUCCAUGUAUACCUCGGUUCUCCAUCAAGAGUGAUAUGGAGGGAGACGAAGAAACAGGUCGUUGGGAAGGCAGUAAACGGAUCUGCAUAUGAAAUUCAACCCUUUUCAUUACGUAGUAUCUUAAAAACAAUACUGGUUCCCCCAUACGAUGUACAUCCCUUAGACGCUGACUUUCGCUCUUCUUAG